UGUGGAACACUCUUGACCAUGAAAUAUGUUCUACUUACAUGCCUCAGCCUUUAAAAGUUCUUUGCAUUAGAGGCAGGGAUUACAUUGUUCCUGGAGCCAAGCACGGGGCCAGCUGUGUGAGUAAGAAACAAGCCACGCUUCUCCUUAGGGAGACCGAUGGGACUUUAAAAGUUUUGUUGUGGCGAGUGUCACGAACAUUCCCAACUCCAUCACCAAUCCCUUACUUCCAUCUCUACUCACUGGAGACCACACAGACGCCCAAGCAGAGGCAACAGCUGAAUUCAGGAAACCAUGCAUCAUGUCAUCAGGAGACAACAGACUUUAAACUCUGUUCAACAUGUGGAUGCGGCCGAGAAAUGACCUGUCCAGACAAGCCAGGGCAGCUCAUAAACUGGUUCAUCUGCUCCCUGUGCGUCCCGAGGGUGCGUAAACUCUGGAGCAGCCGGCGUCCAAGGACUCGGAGGAACCUCCUGCUGGGCACUGCCUGUGCCAUCUACCUGGGCUUCCUGGUGAGCCAGGUGGGGCGCGCAUCGCUCCAGCACAAACCCACAGCUGAACGGGGGCCUCGUCAGAGCCGAGACACCGCGGAGGCACCCUUCCCUGAGAUACCCUUGGAUGGUACCCUGGCCCCUCCCGAGUCCCAGGACAAUGGAACCACCCUAUUGCCCAAUGUGGUGUACAUUACCCUACGCUCCAAGAGAAGCAAGCCCGCCAAUAUCCGUGGCACAGUGAGACCAAAGCGCAGGAAGAAGUAUGCAUUGGCCUCUCUGGUCCCGGGACAGGAGGCUUUGGUUGGACCAUCCCUUCAGCCGCAGGAAGCCGCAAGGGCAGCUGAUGUUGAAGUGCCUGGGUACAUCCAAAGAGGAAAUCUGGCCAAGGUUGGGGAAAGACCCUGGAGUUUGAUACGUGGUCCGGGAGUGCGAGUUGGGGGCUCAGAUACCCAGCUGCCCAAAGCCAGGGAGAGUAACAUCAGGAUCUACAGCGAGAGCUCCCCCUCGUGGCUGAGCAAAGAAGACAUCCGCACAAUGCGCCUGUUGGCCGAUGGUGUAGUGGCGGGCUUCCAGCCAGUGUCCUCCAAGAGCCAAGCGCACUUGAUGGUGCUGGAGGGGAGCACCUCUGGCUCUAUGCCUGGCUGUGGCCCUAACCCCUGCGGGCUGGUCAAGCAGCCUUUGGACAUGAGCGAGGUGUUUGCCUUCCACCUGGACAGGAUCCUGGGGCUCAACAGGACCCUGCCUUCUGUGAGCAGGAAAUCAGAGUUCAUCCAAGAUGGCCGCCCAUGUCCUGUCAUUCUCUGGGAUCCAUCUUUGUCUCCGACCAAUAAUGAGACCCACUCCUCUGUUCAGCUCACCUGGGGAGCCUACCAGCAGUUGCUCAAACAGAAGUGCUGGCAGAAGGGCCGAGUCCCCAGACCUGAAGGGGGUUGCACUGAAAUUCAUCACCAUGAGUGGUCCAAGGUGGCCCUCUUUGACUUUCUGUUACAGAUUUACAAUCGCUUAGAUACAAAUUGCUGUGGAUUCAGACCUCGGAAGGAAGAUACCUGUGCACGGAAUGGGCUGAGGCCAAACUGUGACAACCAAGAUUCCGUGGCUCUCGCACACAUUCUCCAGCGAAAGCAUGACCCAAGGCAUCUGGUCUUUAUAGACAACAAGGGUUUCUUUGACAGAAGUGAAGAUAACUUAAACUUCAAAUUGUUACAAGGCAUUAAAGAGUUUCCCGAAUCUGCAGUUUCUGUUUUGAAGAGCCAGCACUUACGGCAGAAACUCCUCCAAUCUCUGUUUCUUGAUAAAGUUUAUUGGGAGAGUCAAGGAGGCAGACAAGGAAUUGAAAAGCUUAUUGAUGUAGUAGAACAAAGAGCAAAAAUCCUUCUCACCUACAUCAAUGCACACGGGGCCAAAGUAUUACCUAUGAAUGAAUAACAAACGGAUCUUCUGGCUGGACUACUAGAUAUAUGCAUGCGUUUUUGUUUCUAAAUCAACUAUACAAAUCUCAAUUCCUUUUAGGAAUGAGACAGUGUAAAUGAAUAUGUAAAAUAAAAGAAUUUAACCAAGUAAUAUGAUGGGCCUGAGCACUCUAAGCAGACUUAUAAAGCUUUACUUCUUAAAAAGAUACUUCUUAAAAAAUAUUUGCUUAUAUUUCUCACGACCAUUGUCAUGUGAGUCUCAACAUCUGAUUACAGAAUCCUUGGAGUAUGAUUCCGGCAAGCUUUGUUAAAACAUGUGUCAUGUUGCUGAAAAGAACAGUAUAAACUGACUCCUUUAAGAAAUUAUAUUUCAUGCCAUUUUCUGGUCUGACCAAAUACUAAUGGGAAUGAAUCCUGAAUUUUUGUUGUUGCUGAUUGUUAAAACAGAGCAGUCCCAGCACUUACCCAGAGACACUUCUAAACUGGAAAACUGAGCACAUGAUCUGCAAAUACAUCAGUGCCUACAAUAAUUCUCAAUAGAAAUGGUGAGUUAUUUGUAAAACUACCAGUGUAUAGUCUAUUGUAUCCAUAAAUAAUUAGCCACUUCUGUGAUUCUGAGCAGCAAGAAUCACAUUUUUCAUUCCUUUUUAGAGGCUUGUUUUGUUUUCAGGGUAGAAACUAUCCGAAACUGUUACUUGAUACAUUUGGUAGUUUUACUGUCUCAGCUUUCUUUCAAUUUAUGUCUAGUGGCUUAGAAAUUCAACAUUUUAAGGUUUGAAGUUACCUCUUUGAAACUGUACUUAUAGAGUACCCUUUAAAUUUUUUUUCUUUUUUUAAAAUUUUGUCAUUUUUACAAGGGUUGUACUGUAAUUUCUGUGUAUUUCAUGAAUAACAGUGAAUUUCUUCACAUUUGUUCUGUGUAAUUGUAUUUGUACUUAAACUAAUUGGAUGGAUAUUGCCCAGAUAUUGACAAUAGGAUCAGACUGUGUUUAAAUAUAUUGUUUGGCUUAUUCCAAUAUGAGAAAUAUGAACCAAAUAAAUUAAAACUUGAUUCUGAUCAUUCCUCCUCACGGAAAGCACAUGACUAGAACUAAAACAGCAUAUUUUGAUAUUAUUAAGCCUUAAAUAAUUUUCCCCAAACUCCCUCUACCGACUUUCUAAUUAGGUGGAAGGAUGUGGACAUACAGUAUUCAUGUGUUGGGUCUUUAUAUCUUGGAAGAUACCCACGUCAUCAUGUAUGACAGAUGUUCAUAUAGGGGUUUCAAAUACGCUCCACCUCUUAUUUAAAAGCUGAUAUACUGACUUUUCCUUUUCUUUGAAGUUUAAAAAUACUGUGCUACUAUUUAGCACCCUUAUUUGCUGGGCUAACAUUUGGAGAGUUGGCCUUCAGACAAUUCUCCUGUGCGAUUCCCCUUGAUAGCCCUGAGUCUUCACUUUUACCUGUUGUAUUUGGGCUCUUUAAGAUUGCAUUUUUUUUCUUUUCUGAUUAAUCAUUAUAUUAAUGAAAAAAUUGGCCUAACAAAAGUUUGGGAAUCCAGGUUCUACUUUGAGCCACUGACUUGAAAUAACUUUGUCAAGUUGCCUUACACCUUGUCUUAUCAAGGUGGCAUAUUUGCAUUUUAAUGUGCUUUUUAUGAAAUAUACCAACUUCAUCAACAUUGUGAUUUUGGUGGUAGGAAUUCCAGCUUCUUAGAAGUGAACUUUAAUUUUGUGUCACAAGCUACCGGCUUCUGGUCAGCUUGGUCCUCCCAUGUAUGGGUCGGGCUUUGUUUAUUUGCCUUCAGUUAUUCCGAAAUGCUUAACAUUUAAGGAAAGGUCCAGGGACACAUGUUAGUUUUAGUCACUUUUGCUUUUUUAACAAUGUGUUUUGUUUUAUAAUCAGUGAAUAAUUCAUGCUGUAUUAUUUUUGAAUAAUGGAUGGCUGCAGGCUAGGCUUUUCAUUCUUAUAAGUAAUGCUCUUCAUUCCUCUUAUUAAAACAAUGAAAAUACUUUGUGCCUUUCAAAUAUAUGCCAAUUAUGCUUUGGUUUGGUUCACAUAAGCACAUUAUGUGGUUUAUUUAUAACUUGAUAAAUUCAAAAUAGAACAAUUUACCUUGGCAGGCAUACAAAAGCUAUUCUUGAGUGAUUUAUUUUCUU
Molossus molossus (Pallas's mastiff bat) is the source of this 4036-nucleotide messenger RNA. It is a transcript of the gene GASK1B, whose product is annotated as golgi associated kinase 1B. The record is from RefSeq and is a predicted model, not a curated record. The transcript is spliced from 5 exons. Bases 39 to 1916 code for a protein of 625 amino acids. Gene Ontology annotation, cellular component: Golgi apparatus. Lineage: Eukaryota; Metazoa; Chordata; Mammalia; Chiroptera; Molossidae.